UUUACGCGGCCGCGCGAACCAUUCACACCAUUUCCACGGAACAGACACAACCGGUGAGUCGUCCAUGUCACCAAGAAUAUUCUCGCUUUACAAUGAACUCGAUCAAAAACUAGACAGAUCUUGGAUCGCUAUGGUUUUUUUUUCUUCUCCUUGUUCUUCGUUUGCCCUUGCGAAGAUCAAGUGUCAGCAUUCAUGAACAGUGAUUCAAAGAUUUGUGGUCUUCAGUAGAAAAGAAAAGGAAGGUUUCACACGUUUUUUAGGGAGCUACUUUGUGGAGCAUGCCAAAAUGGUGUGAAGGGCGCUCUCCUGGAUCUGGGGAAGGAAGAAACAAGCUCGCCCAGAUCAAACUCCAGCGCCCAACACAUUCUCUCGCAAGUUUGCUAGGCCUAGAGCUAGAUCAUAGAUUUUUGUUUCCAAGUUUCUUGGGAUCCAGAUGGGUCGAGGACUCCAGCGGAGCCGGUGGAUGGGACUUUGCGUGGGAAUGUGGAUGCAAGCCUGCGGCGGGAUCUCGUACGCCUUCUCGCUCUACUCGGCGGAUUUGAAGCAAGUCAUGGGCUACAACCAGGAGCUCAUCGACGCGCUGGGCACCGCCAAGGAUAUCGGAGGGAAUGUAGGCAUUGUUUCUGGGCUCUUGAUCGACAGGACCUCCGCGUCUUUCGUGCUCCUCGUCGGUGGCUUGAUGCACUUGAGUUUCUACUCGAUGCUCUACCUUGCCUCUACAAAGCAGAUCUUUCCUACACACUGGCAGAUGUGUGGGAUUAUCAUGCUCGGCACUAACGGAGCAACAUGGUUUAACACGGCUGUUCUCGUCACCUGCAUGAGAAACUUUCCCUCGGACAGAGGCGUGGUUGUAGGCCUUCUCAAAGGAUUUAUUGGCCUCAGUGGUGCCAUCUUCACUCAGGUCUAUACUGCGAUUUAUGCACCACACACUGGCCCGUUUCUUCUAUUCUGUGCGACGUUCCCACCAAUGGUAGCACUUGUUUCCAUGCUUUAUAUUCGUCCUAUCGAUCCUCCAAGGAACAAGGACGAAUCAGACGAUCACAAGUUUACAAUGCUGUACAUCACCGGUCUCGUAUUGGCAUUCUACCUUAUGUGCAUCAUCUUGCUCCAGGAUUUCUUUGCCGUGAGGAAAGCAGCCAGCCAGUUUUUCAUGUUUAUCAUGCUUCUCAUUCUUUUGGUUCCUGGUGCCAUCUCUCUUCAUCCUGCGGAUGGAAGACAGAAGAUCCAUCCUGAUACUGAUAGUCUGUUCGUCAAGACACCGAAAAUGCUGAAGAACUCGAUAAGAAAUCCGAUAACUGUAGACGUUGGACACAGGAUAGCGGAGCUCCGGAAUGAUGGAGCUGUAAAUAAUGGCGGCUUGCCCGGCUCUCCUUCAAAGUCCAAACUCCGCCUUGGUAGCGAUUAUACCCUGACUCAAGCUGUGAGGACGGAGGACUUCUGGCUUUUGUUCUUUGCAAUGGGAUGUGGCACUGGCAGUGGUCUCACUGCAAUAAACAACUUAGCGCAGAUGGCCGAGUCUCUGAAUUCCAAGAGCAUAGGAGCAUUUGUUGCGCUGGUUAGCGUGUGGAACUUCCUCGGCAGGCUAGGAUCGGGUUAUAUUUCCGAGUUCUUCAUGAAACGGUCCGGAACUCCAAGGCCGGUUUUUCUUCUGAUUGUUCAAGCGCUCAUGGGAUCUGCGCAUUUGCUCUUUGCUUCCUCGGUUCCUUCGUUGCUCUACGGAGCAUCGAUACUCGUCGGGCUUGCUCACGGAGCUCACUGGACUCUGAUGGUGGCAACAUCCUCAGAGCUCUUUGGCCUCAAGAACUUUGGGGCUCUCUACAACACACUCAGCAUUUCUUCCACUAUUGGAUCCUACGUACUGUCUGUGAAGUUGGCUGGCUAUUUGUAUGACCAACAAGCUGCUGCUGCCAACGUGAGGAGGUGCAAGGGACCACAGUGCUUUAGGCUCACGUUUCUUAUCAUGGCCUUAGUCUGCUUGAUCGGUUGCGUUGCUCUUGUCCGCCUUGUGUCCCGGACGAGGCUAGUCUACCGUGAUAUUCAGAGGCUCAAGGCAGCUAGCCGAUGAUCAGAGCUUGGCUGGAAUUCAGAACUGCGGCAUACAUUCUUCCAAAUGCAAGAUGUCUAAAGCCUGGCGUAUGAAAACAUACCUGGGUUCUAAUUCUUCCUAGGAGGACCGUGUACUGCGAAAGGCCAUCGGGUCACUAAUUUUUCCCAGUAAGACUCUUGUUUUUUACAUGAAAAAAUAUGUACUGGAAUGGAAACUAUAUUUUUGGGCAUGGUACCAAGUAAGUUUUGGGAGAA
Messenger RNA from Selaginella moellendorffii, 2301 nucleotides. RefSeq names its product protein NUCLEAR FUSION DEFECTIVE 4. Bases 434 to 2065 code for a protein of 543 amino acids. Lineage: Eukaryota; Viridiplantae; Streptophyta; Lycopodiopsida; Selaginellales; Selaginellaceae. Gene Ontology annotation, biological process: transmembrane transport. Gene Ontology annotation, molecular function: transmembrane transporter activity. The record is from RefSeq and is a predicted model, not a curated record. The transcript has 13 exons. Gene Ontology annotation, cellular component: membrane.